UGCUGAUGCUGCUGCAGCGGGUUCCAGAUCCCCCAGGCGCCGCUGAGUCGCCCACCCACUCCGCCUUCCAGAGCUGUGAUGAUCCGAAUCGGGGGUUUCCCAGUGAACCGAACUGUCACUGGGAAACGGCUGCUGCCACCCGCCUGCCGAUCCCAGGCGGCUUCUCAGUCCGGGAGAUUCUCCGGGCUCUCUUUCCCAAACCCCCGGGUUGCCGCAUGAAAUGGUCUGUUGAAAAAAAAACUUCCCCUUCCAUCCUCGCUUUUACUUCCCGCUCUCUUUUCUUUUUACUGUCUGCCUUUCCCAUUCCUCCCUACACCUCCAGCCUUCUCCCCUUGUUGGGGGGGAGGGGUGGGAUAGUCUAAGCGGCCCCCUCUUCCCAGCCCCAGCCCUCCUCCCUGUGCACCCUCACACCGAUGAGCCAACAUCAGCCUCUUCCGCGUCGGGACCAGAGGCAGAGGCAGAGGGAGAGGGAGCGCGGCAUGGCCAGCAACGGCACCACAGUGCCGGGCGGGGGCGCUCUCGGCGAGCAAUCGCCGCCCACCACCGCAACCAGGCAGCGGGGGCAAGGGCUCGGCGCCGGCAAGAGACACAAGCUGAUCCCGGCCAGAGCCGAGGACGCGACAGGCUGCGCCCCGGCGGCGCAGGACGGGCGCCCCGCCGAACACGAGAGCUACCAGACCGGCGGAGUCUCUUGCUCCAACGACGCCGAGUCUGUGUGCAGCAGCAGCAGCAGCGGCAGCAGUUUUCGCAACGGGGGCAUCACUCCCACCUGCAGAAUCUGCUUCCAAGGCUCAGAGCAGGGUGAAUUGCUGAGUCCUUGUCGAUGUGAUGGUUCAGUCCGCUACUCUCACCAACCAUGCCUUUUGAAGUGGAUUAGUGAAAGAGGGUCGUGGAGCUGUGAGAUUUGCUGUUACAGAUACCAUGUUGUGGCAAUACGAAUGAAAAGACCAUGUCAGUGGGAACCUAUCACAGUGACCUUGGUUGAGAAGGUUCAAAUAGUAGCAGUGAUCCUUGGUUGCCUUUUUCUGAUAGCAAGUGUGACCUGGCUCUUAUGGUCAGCCUUCAGUCCUGCUGCAAUUUGGCAACGAAGAGACGUCUUAUUUCAGAUCUGCUAUGGAAUGUAUGGCUUUAUGGACCUUGUUUGCAUAGGUCUAAUUGUUCAUGAAGGUGCAGCAAUAUAUCGAGUAUUUAAACGCUGGAGAGCUGUAAAUCUACACUGGACUGUUUUAAAUUAUGAUAAAUCAAAGGAUUUAGAAAUUAACAGCAGCAAUGCUGAAAGUACUACCAAUCAGAACUUUUGGGCGUCUCUGAAUCAAUUCAGAACACAAAGGCCAGUUGGUUCUACUCAGCUAAUGCUUGAAGGAUUUCACUGCAGCUACACAUUGUUACAUUUACUGACACGAUUCAGGCCAAAUGAUGAGGACUAUGAUGACAACAGUUCAGCAGAGGUAGUGAUGAGGGUAACAACAGUAUGAGAAAUGAUGCCUCAUAACCCGACAAUUAGGGAAUGUUUGUUCCUUGUUCCAUUUGUGCUAUAAGAUCAAAGAAGUAUGGAGGGUAAAUAAAUGUAAUAUAUUUAACAUACUUUUAUAGAAAGCAUGCACUUUUGAUAUGGUGCUUACUUCUUACUGUAAUAUCUAUUUUUUUAAACUGUUAAAUGCCAGUUGAUUUUUGUUUGUAGAUCAAUAGGAUUUGCAUAUGUUUUUCAUGGUGUACAGCAAUUAAUGGCUUUCAAAAAUAAAACACAUUGCCAAAAUAACUUACAUAAAAUUAAUGCAUUUUAAUCCAUCCUUCAAAAUCCAAACAUAUUACUUUGAAAAAAAUUCCACAAAGUUUCUUUGAAAAUUAUAAUUGAACAAAAAUAAUGACCCAUUAGUGAGCAAUAACAAAUGUAGUGAAAUUCAAAUGACUUGUUUCCCAAUUGCUAUUAUUUAAAUUUGGUGAAUCUUGUACUCAUUAUAUAGAGUCAAUUUUAUUAGCUUUAUUCGCUUUAUUAUCACACGUACUCACAUGAGUACAGUGAAAAGUUUACAUGUUGUAACUUACAGCCAAGGUACCUAGGUGCAGAUUCUUAAGUGUCAGAGGAGGUGAGAAAUAUUAGAAAGUGUCCAAUGCAAUUUUGACAUCAAAUGUUCCUUUCCCAGGUGAGGCACUGGUGAGGGGUAGAUGCAGGCGAGGAUUAGAUGCAGGGUGAAUCCCACACAAUGUAGUGUUAACAAUAUGCCUUAACCCUGAUUUUUUUGCAGUUUGUGACAUUUGCAUUUCAUCAAACAUCCGUUGUAUUCCAUUUUUUCAGUCAGGUGAAUAAUUUAAUGUGGUAAUUAAAGUAAAAUUAUGAAAAAUUAGACAUGGUAAAGUAGAAUCCAGCCAGAGUUGGGAGUGAAACAUCCCCAAGUUUGUUUACACAAUUUUUUUCUGAGUUGUUAUCUGGGUUAAAUUCAAUCCAGACCCAAUGUUUAAGGGUAGUUACUAAUCGAUUGUAUUUUCAUUAGCAGAAGAGCUUUGUGUAGGUUACCUGAACCCAGAGCUUCUAUAAUAUCCUUAUGCCAAAUCUGCUAUGUGAAUAGUUAUUUUAAUCAAAACAGCCUGUAAUAAAUAUUGUAUAUAAGCCUGUGUGCCUUACCAGUAUUAACAACUGCCUCAAAUCCUUGUAGAAUGACAUCAGAUAGUGCAUACAAAAUGCCUUCUUACUGUAAGCAAGUGCAUUAUGCUGAUCAUGUGACUGGAACAAAAGGUGAAGUUAUUUUAUGCUUUCAAAUUCUAGGUGUACUUAUUCAUUUGUGUACAUUAUAAUGUAUUUUUUAUCAGUUCAAUAAAUAACGAUGAUAGCUUGAUGCUGC
Molecule: messenger RNA, 2840 nt
Organism: Chiloscyllium plagiosum (whitespotted bambooshark)
Lineage: Eukaryota; Metazoa; Chordata; Chondrichthyes; Orectolobiformes; Hemiscylliidae
Product: E3 ubiquitin-protein ligase MARCHF11-like
Biological process (GO): protein ubiquitination
Molecular function (GO): ubiquitin-protein transferase activity; zinc ion binding
Source: RefSeq, a predicted model, not a curated record